CGGACACCAUUGUCGUGGGCAGCUGAGUGUGGACAUUUGGAAGUGGUAAAGGCGCUUCUUGCGACUAAGAAAGUGGAUAUUAACACAAGAGAUUAUGAUGAUCAGACACCGCUUCUAUGGGCAGCUAGGAAUCGCCAUGCGAAGGUGGUCGAGAUGCUUCUUCAUAUAAAGGAAGUGGAUGCUGCUGUAAGCGAUAAAUUUGGUUGGACAGUCCUGAUGUGGGCAGCUGGUAAUGGGCAUCUUUACCUGGUCAAGAUGGUACUUGAUACUGGUGAACUAGAUGUCAAUGCGGGAGACGAUGAAGGCCGAACACCGCUAUCACGCGCAGCUGAGAAUGGAUCUGCGGAGGUCGUCAAGCUGCUCCUCAAUACUAAAGAAGUAAUUAUCGACGCAAGAGAUUGUUUUGGCUGGGUGCCGCUGACUUGGGCAGCUAAGCGUGGACAUACGAAGGUU
Truncatella angustata is the source of this 453-nucleotide messenger RNA. RefSeq names its product ankyrin repeat-containing domain protein. Lineage: Eukaryota; Fungi; Ascomycota; Sordariomycetes; Amphisphaeriales; Sporocadaceae. The record is from RefSeq and is a predicted model, not a curated record. Gene Ontology annotation, molecular function: protein binding. The annotation marks the transcript as partial. The transcript has a single exon.